Lampris incognitus (smalleye Pacific opah) is the source of this 2821-nucleotide messenger RNA. It is a transcript of the gene med16, whose product is annotated as mediator complex subunit 16. The transcript has 16 exons. Gene Ontology annotation, molecular function: protein binding. Bases 156 to 2648 code for a protein of 830 amino acids. Lineage: Eukaryota; Metazoa; Chordata; Actinopteri; Lampriformes; Lampridae. Gene Ontology annotation, biological process: positive regulation of DNA-templated transcription. The record is from RefSeq and is a predicted model, not a curated record. Gene Ontology annotation, cellular component: mediator complex.
CGAUGUGUUUGAUGUCCGGAAAGCUUCGCUUCUUCGUCUCUCUGCGGAGCUGUGCGCGGACAUCUCUACAGCUAACCGCCUAGUUAGUCGCUGAAGCGUUUAGGGGCCAGGGCACCACUGUCUUGUCAGAACAUUUUCCUGCGUCUGGCUGAAAGAUGGAGGUUGCCUAUGUGUGUGAGUGGGAAAAAAGGCCCAAGAGUAACCACUGUCCAUCCAUCCCACUGGUGUGUGCCUGGUCCUGCAGAAACCUGGUGGCCUUUACCACCGACUUAAAAAAUGACGAGGACGACAAAGAUGUCAGCCACAUGAUCCACAUCAUUGACACCGAACAUCCAUGGGAUGUGUACUCCAUAAACUCAGGGCAUGCUGAGGUCAUUUCCUGUCUGGAAUGGGACCAAGCAGGCUCCAGGUUGCUCUCUGCGGAUGGAGAUGGACAGAUUAAGUGCUGGGCAAUGGCAGACCACCUGGUGAACAGCUGGGAGAGCAAUCUAGGCAGCUCAGUGGAGGGAGACCCCAUCGUAGCGCUGUCCUGGCUGCACAAUGGAGUCAAGCUGGCUCUGCAUGUGGAGAUGUCAGGCUCUACCAACUUUGGUGAGAAGUUCUCACGGGUCAAGUUCUCCCCCUCGCUCACUUUAUUUGGGGGGAAACCAAUGGAAGGCUGGCUGGCGGUGACAGUCAGCGGACUGGUGACCGUCUCCCUACUGAAGCCCAGCGGCGCCCUGCUAAGUGCUAGCGAGAGUCUGUGUCGUCUGCGUGGCCGCGUGGCGCUGGCUGACAUCGCCUUCACCGGAGGAGGCAACAUUGUGGUGGCAGCCACUGAUGGCAGCAGCUCCUCCCCUGUGCAGUUCUACAAGGUAGUUGUCAGUGUGGUUAAUGAAAAGUGUAGGAUCGACACCGAGUUGUUACCCUCGCUCUUCAUGCGCUGCACCACUGACCCCGUCAGGAGAGACAAAUACCCUGCCGUCACACACCUCAAGUUUCUGACCAGAGAGAAUUCUGAACAGGUCUUAUUGUGUGCCUCCAGUCAGAGUGGCAGUAUUGUGGAGUGCUGGUCCCUAAGGAAGGAGGGACUUCCUGUCAACAACAUCUUCCAACACCGCUCACCUGUUGUUGGUGAGAAACAGCCGACCAUCCUGAAGUGGCGAAUCCUGUCGGCCACAAACGACCUGGACCGAGUAACCGCUGUGGCGCUGCCCAAACUGCCCAUCUCCAUUUCCAACACUGACCUGAAGGUGGCAUCUGACACCAAGUUCUGCCCUGGGCUCGGUUUAGCCCUGGCCUUCCAUGAUGGUAGUAUCCACAUCCUACAUCGUCUUUCUCUCCACACCAUGGGUGUGUUCUAUGGCUCCUCGCCGUCUGCACCCGGCCAGCGACCCAACGACGACUCCGCCAUCAAACGCCAGCGAACCGGAAGCCCUGCCCUCCACUUCAAAGCCCUGCAGUUCUCCUGGACCUCCCUGGCUCUUACUGGGGUGGACAACCAUGGCAAGCUACACAUGCUCAGGGUGUCGCCCUCUAUGGGUCAGAUGUUGGACAUGAACACCACACUGCGCCACCUACUAUUUCUAUUGGAGUACUGCAUGGUGACAGGCUACGACUGGUGGGACGUGUUGCUCCACGUGCAGCCUGGCAUGGUCCACAACCUGGUGGAGAAGCUGCAUGAAGAAUACAUGAGGCAGAACCAGGCGUUACAGCAGGUUCUCUCCACCCGGAUUGUGGCAGUGAAGGCGUCUCUCUGUAAACUGUCCUCUGCGACGGCGGCGCGUGCCUGUGACUUCCAUGCCAAACUCCUCCUCAUUGCCAUCAGCUCCACCCUCAAAUCACUCCUCCGACCUCACGUCCUGAACACCCCAGACAAGAGUCCUGGAGACCGACUGACCGAGAUCUGCUCCAAGAACACAGACACAGAUAUUGACAAGGUGAUGAUCAACCUGAAAACAGAGGAGUUUGUGUUGGAUGGCCCGCCGCUCCAGUCUCUGCAGCAGCUUAUCCAGUGGGUGGGAGACUUUGUCCUCUACCUGCUGGCCAACCUGCCCAAUCAGGGCUCCAUGGUGCGUCCAGGCUUCGGUUUCCUGCGGGAUGGCUCCUCUCUGGGCAUGCUCCGAGAAAUGAUGGUGAUGAUCCGCAUCUGGGGCCUGCUGAAGCCAGGCUGCCUGCCCAUCUAUGUGGCCACCUCCGACAGCCAGGACAGCAUGUCUCUCCUCUUCCGCCUGCUCACCAAACUCUGGCUCUGCUCCCGGGAUGAGGUCCCCCCCCAGGAGCCUGAUGAAAGUCUGGUCGAUGAGUGCUGUUUGCUGCCCAGUCAGUUACUGGUCCCCAGUAUGGACUGGCUUCCUGUCAACGACGGAGUAAUCACCAAACUACAGGGGAAGCACCCACUGAGACUCCAGUUUGGAAAACCGUACUCCCUACCCAGCCUGAGUUCCAUGGGACAGGUGGAGAUCUUCUCCAGGAGUCAGAAGAUGGAUAACCUGCGAUGUCUCCAUAUGGGGGUGUGUCCAACCGAGGACAGCAAGGCUUGUACCAGGUGUGGCUGUGUGACGAUGUUGCGUUCUCCCAAUAAAACCAAUGCCAUGAAGCAGUGGGAGCAGCGCUGGAUUAAGAACUGUCUGUGUGGGGGUCUGUGGAGGAGAAUACCCCCCCACUGACCUGACAGUACACACUCCUUCCACCUGUGCACACAACACGGCUUCCUGCCCAGCUCUGUACACACACACACACACACACACACACAUUUAGCCUUUGUUGUUACAUGUAAAUAGCAGCCGUUUCUUGUGAGAUGUUUUUGGAGUAAAAUCAAUUUCAAAAAAGUAAACGUUGA